Molecule: messenger RNA, 1251 nt
Organism: Diaporthe citri
Lineage: Eukaryota; Fungi; Ascomycota; Sordariomycetes; Diaporthales; Diaporthaceae
Exons: 4
Coding region: 1-1251 (416 amino acids)
Source: RefSeq, a predicted model, not a curated record
AUGCCGGUGCUGGUACCAGAUAAGGUCAAUAUGAAUUACGCUAACAUGAUUGAGGAGGCAAGCCUCAAAAAAACUUUCAUUGUAGCGACACUUGUCUCCACGCUCGUUGGAACAUUUGCAGCCUCACACAAUCUUUAUGAGCGAUUAAGCGGAGGGCAGAAGAAAAAGGAUGCGGGCCAGGACGACGAAAUCAAGAAGCUGAAGGGGGAGCUCGAGCAGAUGAAAGGCGCCGGAAAGAAACCAGACGAGCUCGAAAAGAACUUGAACACCUCUGGGCCGAUGAUUAAACAGGAGUAUGAUGUCGGCUAUGACAGGCUCGGUCGGCGGUUCGCCGUCGGCGACAUGAUCACGGAGAACGAGCUGCAAAAGCAGAUUAUUCUGCUCCAGCAAACCGUGAUUGGCGUCCUCGAGGACGCACUUUAUAGCGGGCGACAAAUCGAUCGCGCCGGCGUGGACAAACUCGUGUAUGCCUCAAGAGCAGCGCGAAAUGGGUCCCUGGACGCAUUACAGGGCCAGUAUCAGAGACUCCUGCAGUCUGCACCACCACCAAGAACACCAAAAACCACAGAGGCGGAAGUAAUCGAACUGAGCUCCCGGGGCUCAUCACCCCGGCGUCCCCCUCCCCCGAGAGCCUUGAUGCCACCGCCGAGAUCAAAAACACCAGCGCCCCCGCCGCCACGAUCAUCUUCGAAGAUGAGAAAUGCCAACGACUUCUUCUGCAGGUACAGCAUCGACCUGCAGCGCUCGCCGAAGAUGCCACUGGCACGCUCCUUCGACCCGGGGCGAGAAAGCCGUUGCCCAGCGUGCAAGAUCCGGAUACCGGUUGACUCGGACGACAUGUGGGACGUCGACUUCCCCAUAAAAGGAAAGCUGCCACCGGCCCCGGCGCACCCGCGCGCACCGAGCCCCGGGGUGCAGGGGUCAUCAUCGAAAGGGCCUCCUGACAAGAAAUCAAAGCCGCCGGCAGGAAAUGGGACCGCGUUGUCCCGCGGCCGCAGCAGGACGGGCAAGGAGGUCGUGGCGGUGACGGAGCAGUCGGGCAAGAAGCUCACGUUCCGCGUCCCCGCGAGGUUCGUGGUCAAGUGCCACACGCCGCUGGGGGAGUACGCGUGUGGGCUUUGCGCUGGGCCGCGAGGGGAUUCUGCGGUUGUUGUCUUGUGCGAGACGCCUGAGGGCUUGGUGGAUCAUAUUGCGAAGGAGCAUAAGACUGCUGAUAUUGAGAAGGACGUUGACAUUAUUGCGGAUUCCUGA